Molecule: messenger RNA, 951 nt
Organism: Balearica regulorum gibbericeps (East African grey crowned-crane)
Lineage: Eukaryota; Metazoa; Chordata; Aves; Gruiformes; Gruidae
Source: RefSeq, a predicted model, not a curated record
GGGCGCGGGCGGUUCGCGAUGGCUGGCGUGGAGGUAUUCUCGCAUCCCGCGCUCCACACGCGCUACCGGGCCGGGCUCUGCUCCGCUGCGGCGCUGGCGCUGUUGCUCAUCACGGUGCUCACCUAUGUGCCGCCGCUGCUGGUGGCCUACCGGAGCCACGGUUUCUGGCUGAAGCAGAGCACAUACCUGGAGCAGCCGACUGUGCGGUUCCGGUAUGAGGUGCUCUUCGUGGCCACCGUCGGGCCCGGUCCGGGCAGCUUCUUGGCAUGGAGCACGUUCCCGGCGUUCAACAGGCUCCAGGAGGACCGGCUGCGAGUCCCACUCCUGUCGACUAGAGAAGAAGACAAAAAUCAAGAUGGCAAAAUGGAUCAGUUGCAUUUUAAAUUGGAACUUCCACUACAACCUACGGAGCACGUAGUUGGUGUUCAGCUGAUUCUACUCUUUUCCUACCAGCUUUAUAGAAUGUCAACACUUGUAAUGCAGACCAUGGCUUUUCUUCAGUUUUUUUCUCCUGUGCCAGGGUCUCGACUCUAUAUGAAUGGAGACCUGAAAUUGAACCAGAGGCAAUUACUUAACCAUUGUGGACUGGAUACCAGAUACAACGUGUCUGUGGUGAAUGGCACAAGUCCUUUUGCGAGUGACUAUGAUCUAACAAACAUCGUUGCAGCAUAUUGGGAUAGAAAUGUGACAACAGUAUUUUCAGAUCCCAACCCUGUUUGGAUGACUGGAAGAGCAACAGAUACACCAUUUAUCAUUAAUGCCACUAUUCGUUACCCAGUGGAAGUUAUCUCAUAUCAGCCAGGAUUUUGGGAAAUUAUUAAAUUUGCCUGGAUCCAGUAUGUCAGCAUUCUCUUUAUCUUUCUUUGGGUGUUUGGUAGGAUUAAAAUGUUUGUGUUCCAGAAUCAGGUGUUGACUACAACUCCAAUAUCACCAGUUCUGCCAGUGUCUCCA